AUGUCCGCCGGCAACAUUGGCGCAUGGCAGAAAAAGGUUGGGGACACGUUGGCUCCCGGAGAUGUCCUUGUCGAGAUUGAAACAGACAAAGCUCAAAUGGAUUUCGAGUUUCAAGAGGAAGGUGUACUUGCCAAGAUUCUCAAGGAGACGGGCGAAAAGGACGUCGCAGUCGGAAACCCGAUUGCGGUGAUGGUCGAGGAAGGAACAGACGUCUCGGCAUUCGAAUCCUUCACUCUCGAAGACGCCGGCGGCGACAAGGCACCUCCGCAGGAGAAGCCAGCAGAAGAGACGUCUGAAGCCACGGAGAAGCCAGACUCGGGUUCUGGUACAGCACCUCCUGCCGGAACUAAAGAGUCUAAGCCCGAAGCUGUCGAAGCUGACACCACAGGCGAGAAGCUCCAGUCCGUGCUGGACAGGGAGCCAGUCAUCAGCCCUGCUGUCAAAAAGCUGGCUCUGGAAAAGGGUGUUCCUAUCAAGUCCGUCAAAGGCACUGGUCCUGGAGGACGGAUCACCCUUGCCGACAUUGAGAAAUAUAAACCUGCCGCAGGCACUGGACCUUCCGCUGCGGCUGGCCCAUCUUACGAGGACAUUCCUGCAAGCUCGAUGCGCAAGACCAUUGCUACACGACUCCGCGAGUCCAUGAACCAAAACCCUCACUAUUUUGUCUCGACAACUCUCUCAGUAACAAAACUGCUUAAGCUGAGAGAGGCACUCAAUGCUGCUUCUGAGGGCAAGUACAAAUUGUCCGUCAACGAUUUCCUGAUCAAAGCAUGCGCGAUUGCAUGCAAGAAGGUGCCUGCUGUGAACUCUAGUUGGAGAGAAGACGGUGGUCAGUCCAUCAUUCGUCAACACAACACAGUGGAUGUGAGUGUCGCUGUGGCCACUCCCAUUGGCUUGAUGACCCCCAUCGUCAAGAAUGCCGACAGCAUUGGUCUCUCCGCAAUCUCAAACUCUGUAAAAGACCUUGGAAAGCGAGCACGAGAUGGCAAACUCAAGCCAGAAGAGUAUCAGGGUGGCACAUUCACAAUCAGCAAUAUGGGCAUGAACCACGCGGUUGAAAGAUUUACUGCGGUAAUCAACCCGCCCCAGGCCGCUAUUCUCGCCGUUGGCACCACUCGCAAGGUUGCUGUCCCGGUCGAGACAGAAGAAGGCACGGUCACUGAAUGGGAUGACCAAAUCAUUGUCACUGGCAGCUUCGACCACAAGGUUGUGGACGGGGCCGUGGGAGCUGAAUGGAUCAAGGAAUUGAAGAAGGUGGUGGAGAACCCCUUGGAGAUGAUGCUGUGA
Fonsecaea nubica is the source of this 1287-nucleotide messenger RNA. RefSeq lists its product as hypothetical. The coding region runs from base 1 to 1287 and encodes 428 amino acids. The transcript is spliced from 2 exons. Lineage: Eukaryota; Fungi; Ascomycota; Eurotiomycetes; Chaetothyriales; Herpotrichiellaceae. Gene Ontology annotation, molecular function: dihydrolipoyllysine-residue acetyltransferase activity. Gene Ontology annotation, biological process: pyruvate decarboxylation to acetyl-CoA. The record is from RefSeq and is a predicted model, not a curated record. Gene Ontology annotation, cellular component: pyruvate dehydrogenase complex.